AUGUUCUCUCGCACGGCCCAGCCUGCCCGGACUCUGCUUCGCAGUGCCUCCGUGGCUCCCUCCUUCGGUCGCUCCAUUCCUGCGAGAACUUUCGCUUCCGUGCAGUCGGACAUCUUCAAGCCUACCAAGUAUGGUGGCAAGUACACGGUCACUCUGAUUCCCGGUGACGGAAUUGGUGCUGAGGUCGCGGAGUCGGUCAAGACCAUCUUCAAGGCUGACAACGUCCCCAUCGAGUGGGAGCAGGUCGACGUUAGCGGUGUGGACACUGGCAACAAGCACUCCGAGGAGCUGUUCCGUGAGUCGCUGGCCUCGCUCAAGCGCAACAAGCUCGGUCUGAAGGGUAUCCUGCACACUCCCGUCGAACGGUCCGGCCACCAGUCCUUCAACGUCGCUCUCCGUCAGGAGCUGGACAUCUACGCCUCGAUCUCUUUGAUCAAGAACAUCCCCGGCUACGAGACCCGCCACAAGAAUGUCGACCUGUGCAUCAUCCGUGAGAACACCGAGGGUGAGUACUCUGGCCUCGAGCACCAGUCUGUCCAGGGUGUCGUCGAGUCCCUCAAGAUCAUCACCCGCGCCAAGUCCGAGCGCAUCGCCAAGUUCGCCUUCAGCUUCGCCCUCGCCAACAACCGCAAGAAGAUUACCUGCAUUCACAAGGCCAACAUCAUGAAGCUGGCCGACGGUCUCUUCCGCAGCACCUUCCACAAGGUCGCUGAGGACUACCCUACCCUGGAGGUCAACGACAUGAUUGUCGACAACGCCUCCAUGCAGGCUGUCUCCCGCCCCCAGCAGUUCGAUGUCAUGGUCAUGCCUAACCUGUACGGUGGUAUCCUCUCCAACAUCGCUGCCGCCCUUGUCGGUGGUCCCGGUGUCGUUCCCGGCUGCAACAUGGGCCGUGACGUUGCCGUCUUCGAGCCCGGCUGCCGUCACGUCGGUCUCGACAUCAAGGGCAAGGACCAGGCCAACCCCAGCGCUCUGAUCCUUUCUGGUUCCAUGCUGCUCCGCCACCUGGGUCUUGAUGACCACGCCAACCGCAUCUCCAAGGCUGUCUACGAUGUGAUUGGUGAGGGCAAGACUCGCACUCGCGAUAUGGGUGGUCAGGCUACCACCCACGAGUUCACCCGGGCCGUUCUGGACAAGAUGGAGUCGUCUCUGUAAAUUUGAACCCCGUCGCCUCCCACGUCCCUUACUGCUACGACUGGGGACCCUCCU
Penicillium daleae is the source of this 1209-nucleotide messenger RNA. Its product is annotated as isocitrate dehydrogenase (NAD(+)) IDH1. The transcript is spliced from 5 exons. Bases 1 to 1155 code for a protein of 384 amino acids. Gene Ontology annotation, molecular function: magnesium ion binding; NAD binding; isocitrate dehydrogenase (NAD+) activity. Gene Ontology annotation, cellular component: mitochondrion. Gene Ontology annotation, biological process: tricarboxylic acid cycle; isocitrate metabolic process. The record is from RefSeq and is a predicted model, not a curated record. NCBI's taxonomy places the organism in Eukaryota, Fungi, Ascomycota, Eurotiomycetes, Eurotiales, Aspergillaceae.